UGAAUCCCAAUUAUUCCAUGUGAUUGUGUUGAUUAUUCAAAACAAACUUAUGAAAAGUUGAAUAAAAUCUACAUAAUGUCGCAAGAAAACGACGGAAAAGAAUUUGCCGAAUUAGGUGUAAAACCCUGGCUUAUAAAGCAGUUGGCGACUUUAGGUAUCAAAACUCCAACGCCUAUACAAAAGGGAUGCAUUUCAAAAAUUCUAGAUGGUCAUGAUUGUAUCGGAGCAGCUAAAACGGGAUCCGGAAAGACUUUUGCCUUUGCACUGCCUAUUUUGCAACACUUGGCUGAAGAUCCAUAUGGGAUUUUUGCACUAAUAUUGACUCCAACUCAUGAAUUAGCUUAUCAGAUAGCCGAUCAAUUUCAAAUACUAGGCCAGCCAUUACAACUAAGAGUAUGUAUAGUGACAGGUGGAUCUGACCAAUUAGAAGAGUCACUGAAACUGGCCAAACGGCCACAUAUAGUCGUGGCCAUGCCUGGCCGAUUGGCCGACCAUAUAACAGGCUGUGAUACAUUCUCAUUGAAGAAGAUUAAGUAUUUGGUGUUGGAUGAAGCUGAUCGGUUGUUCAGUGAAUCAUUUGAAGAAGAUUUAAAAACAAUAUUUAGUGCAUUAUCUCCAAACAGACAGAACUUGUUGUUCUCCGCCACAAUAACUGAUGAUGUAAAGGAAUCUAAGAUAUUGCCACUUAAUAAAGAGAAUCUACUAACAUGGUCAGAACAAGACGGUCAAGUGACAGUGACCACACUCGACCAACGCUACGUAGUGUGUCCCGCGUAUGCGCGGGAUGUGUACCUCGUGCAGACGCUGCGCAAGUACAGGGAGGGGAGACCGAGCUCGCAUGUCAUUGUGUUCACGGAUACUAAGAAAGAGUGCCAAGUCCUCUCAAUGAUGCUAAACGCAAUUGGUAUGGACAACGUCUGUCUGCACGGGUUCAUGCGGCAGAAGGAACGAGUGUCCGCCCUCACGCAGUUCAGGAGUAACUUGAAGUGUACACUCAUAGCUACUAAUGUGGCUGCUAGAGGCUUGGAUAUACCCACUGUGGAUCUAGUUGUUAAUCACAAGCUGCCGUUGGAAUCUAAGGAGUAUAUUCAUAGAGUUGGACGUACAGCGCGUGCAGGUAGGAGUGGGAUGGCGAUAUCAAUCAUCACUCCCUAUGAUAUACUACGACUCGGAGAAAUUGAAGAAAAAAUUAAUACUAAAUUGACAGAGUAUAAAAUUGACGACGAAGAAGCGGUCAAAGUGUUCACAACAGUGAGUGUAACUCGCCGUGAGCAAGAGGCGCAACUCGAUAACGAAGAGUUCGAGGUGCGCAAGCGCAACUAUAGGCACAAGCGGUGGAUAUUAGCGGGGGUGGACCCGGAUGAAAUGGAAUCUGGAUUGGAAGAAAUGCGCCACAAACGUAUCAAAGCGGCGAAAAAAGCUAAACUAGCAAAAAUAAAAGAAAUCCAAGCACAAAUUAAAAAUGAUGAAAUGAAACAGAAUGAUAGCGAUCGCCUACAACAGAAUGAGAUGGAAGAUAUUGACAAAACUAUUAAAGAUGGACUCAGGAAAGUCAAUAAGACUCUAAUGAAAAAGGACGAUAGAUUUAAAAAUGUUAUUGGGAAAAUAAGUAAGAUUAAAAGGAAAGCAGAGAACAUUAAACAGAAGACAGGAGAAGAAAAGACUUCUAAGAAGAAGAAAAAAGUUGUUAAAUAAACGCUUUGUUAUAUGUGA
Molecule: messenger RNA, 1713 nt
Organism: Colias croceus (clouded yellow)
Lineage: Eukaryota; Metazoa; Arthropoda; Insecta; Lepidoptera; Pieridae
Gene: Dbp45A
Product: probable ATP-dependent RNA helicase Dbp45A
Exons: 9
Coding region: 76-1695 (539 amino acids)
Molecular function (GO): RNA helicase activity; ATP binding; nucleic acid binding
Source: RefSeq, a predicted model, not a curated record